CUACAAACGCGGCGGUGCAGGUGCUCUGUCUCUUCGGGAGAGAGGAUGCGGAUGGAAGGACGGGGGAGGGAAGGGAUGAAGGGAAACGCCACGAGGAAAGAGAAUAGGAUAUGAUAGAGGAAAAAAUAAAGGGGGGCCUUUAUUGGUUUUUUUUUGUUUUUUUUUUUUGGAAAGCUAAGAGACCGUGAGGUGCAAGGUCGAAUAUGAGAGACUGGUUGAACGGGGCACUUUGCGUGGUAAUAGCUGGUCGGCAAUAGUACUAUGAUUUGGUAUGUGGCCACUCUGAUAGCAAGUGUAUUCAGCACCAGAGGAACGGCCGCUCAAGGUGCCCACGGAGUGAGAGAGGAGCCCCGGUUUGUGACGGCUCGCGCUGGAGAGAGCGUGAUCCUGGGGUGUGACGUGUCCCCUCCCCUGGAUGGCCAGCAGCCCCCCUAUGUGGUGGAGUGGUUCAAGUUUGGAGUGCCUAUACCCUUCUUCAUCAACUUCCGCUUCUACCCUCCCCAUGUGGAUCCAGAGUACACUGGUAGAGCCUCUCUGCACGGGAAGGCCUCCCUGCAGAUUGAUCCGGUGCGCUCCGAGGACCAGGGCUGGUACGAGUGCAGGGUCCUGAUGCUGGAGCAACAGUUCAACACCUUCCACAACGGCAGCUGGGUGCACCUCACAGUCAAUGCCCCGCCUUCAUUUACAGCGACGCCGCCACAGUAUGUGGAGGCAAAGGAAGGGGGAAGCACUCUGCUUAGCUGCUCUGCCCAGGGAAAUCCAAAACCAAUGAUCAGCUGGCUGAGGGAGGGGGAGGAGCUCGCAACCAACGCAAAAUACUCGGUACAUGAUGGCAGUCUAACCAUUCUUGGCAUCACCAGAGAUGACAGAGGGGCGUACACAUGCCGAGCCUACAGCGACCAGGGAGAAGUGCUCCACACUACCCGUCUGUUGGUUCAAGGGCCUCCAUACAUCGUCUCACCACCCGAAAACGUCACUGUAAACAUAUCCCAGAAUGCACUCUUCACCUGCCAAGCGGAGGCGUAUCCCGGCAACCUGACCUACACCUGGUUUUGGGAAGAGGAUAACGUCUACUUCAAGAAUGAUCUGAAGCUCCGAGUGCGCAUUCUCAUCGACGGCACCCUUAUCAUCUUCCGGGUCAAGCCGGAGGAUGCUGGGAAAUACACCUGCAGUCCGAGCAACAGCCUCGGUAUCUCGCCCUCAGCAUCAGCCUACCUGACUGUUCAGUACCCUGCCCGAGUGAUCAACAUGCCCCCGGUCAUCUACGUCCCACGGAAACUGCCAGGCAUCAUCCGCUGCCCGGUGGACGCCAACCCACCCGUAACAUCAGUGAAGUGGGAGAAAGAUGGAUAUCCACUUAGAGUGGAGAAGUAUCCCGGUUGGAGCCUGAUGCCAGAUGGAAGUAUCCGGGUGGCGGAGGCCACAGAAGACUCCCUGGGCACCUACACCUGUGUGCCUUACAACGCCCUGGGUACCAUGGGCAUGUCCCCCCCUGCCACUUUGGUGCUAAAGGAUCCCCCUUACUUUAAUGUGAGGCCUGGGGGGGAGUACCGUCAGGAGGCUGGUAGAGAACUAGUAAUCCCCUGUGCUGCUUCUGGAGACCCUGAUAUACCAACCAUCACCUGGAGAAAGGUGGGGAAGCCAAGCAGGAGUAAGCACAACAUCCUACCCAGUGGCAGCUUACAGUUUCUGUCCCUCAGCAAGGAGGACCACGGAGAAUGGGAGUGUGUAGCCACCAAUGUGGUCACAAGCAUCACUGCCAGCACGCGUAUCCUAGUCAUCGGCACCAGCCCACAUGCUCCUGGCAAUAUCCAUGUAUUGCCCUCAACAACCUCUGCUAAUGUGUCCUGGGAACCAGGUUAUGAUGGCGGCUUCGAACAGACAUUCUCUGUGUGGUACGGUCCAGUGUCAAAGAGAAUAGACUUCGGUCCUCACGACUGGCAUUCGAUGCCAGUUUCUGGUGCUCAGACCUGGUUGGUGGUGCCAGGGCUGGAGCCUGGGACGGAGUACCAGUUCAGUGUGCUGGCACAGAACAAACUGGGCACGGGCCCAUUCAGUGAAGUUGUGACAGUCAACACUGCAGGCUCUCCUCUGGGUACCCCAGAACCACUGGUGCUUCUUACUCCACCACGGUGCCUCACAGCCAAUCGCACGCAGCACGGUGUCCUCCUCACAUGGCUCCCUCCAGCCAACCACUCCUCACCCAUCGACCGAUAUAUCAUGGAAUUCCGCCUCGGGGAGAGGUGGGAGGUUUUGGAUGACUUGAUCCCGUCCACUGAGACUGAGCUCAUAGCCAGAGACCUCGUUCAGGAGUCCUGGUAUGAGUUUCGAGUGAUGGCCGUCAUGGAUGACCUGAUCAGUGAGAGCAGCAAUGUAGUGGGAGUGUCCAGCACAGAUCCCUUCCCUCCUGCGGAGAUGCCUGAUGAGGGGCUGGCGCGUCCUGUGGUGGCCGGUGUUGUGGCAACUAUCUGCUUCCUGGCAGCGGCCGUACUGUUCAGCACUCUAGCCGCUUGUUUCGUCAAUAAGCAACACCGUCGCAAACUCAAGCGUAAACCAGAUCCUCCCUUGUCGGUGACACACUUCAGGAAAAGCAUUGAGUCGCCGCCUCCUCUCACCCCCUUGCCAGGGGUAGAGCCCUGCUGGGACGAGCCUGCCAGGAGCAGUUUCUUGCCCCCGCCGGCCAGCCCCCUGUUAUCAUCGGGGAAGAUAAGUCCAGAGAGCUCCCCUCCAUCUCGGCCCCGCUCACUUUCAUCAGAGGGUUCCCACGGUCCCGGCCUGUACGUCAGGAAGCUGCCCAGCCCUCAGAGAGAAAGAGAAAAAGAGCUCUCCUUCUACAAGAAAACCAAGCGUGCCAUAGCCAGCAAGAAAUACAGUGUCUCCAAACAUGAGGCAGAGGUCACCACGCCUAUUGAGCUGAUAAGCCGCGGCCCUGAUGGCCGCUUCGUCAUGGAGACCAGCCCACCUCCCCGCCGCAUCCAGGGCUUCCCCUUCGCAGAGGAGUCUGACAUGUACCCUGAGUUCCGGCAGUCCGAUGAGGAGAAUGAUUUUGACCCCGGGCCUCUGCCGCCCAUCAUGCCCACGCUGCGGCCUCAGCUCUCCCCAACGUCCUCCAGCCUGGAGUCAACGCAGCCCCCCACCUACAGCCCCCGCCUACACAGGCCCAUGGAAGGUAUGAGCUUUGCAGAGGGCAGUGCACUUCACGCCUCAGGGCAGGCCCCGGCCUCCCGCUACAGGGGCUUUCCCCAGGGCCCAUUCUAUGGGUAUCUAGGCAGCCGCGCUGAAUCAGGGAUUCCACCACCAUUCUACAUGCCUGACAUCAGCCCGCGUAGCUCCGCUCUGUCCUCACCCCCAGGCACCGCCGAAGGGCCCUUUGGUUACCCCUCCAUCCCCGAGGAGGUUGGAGAGAUGGAGCACCAUCAGUACACUGCCUCUGGCCAUUCUCUGUCUCACACACACAGCCCUCCUCCUCGCUCACCUGAAAGCUGGCAGCCUCAUGAGUUACCCUUUUUGGGCCUAGAGGGCCCACGGUUCAUAUAUCCUCCUCACCAUCCUUUACAUCAUCCCCAGGACCUCCCUGACCCACCCCCAUACCCUCCUCACUCUCUCCCCCCCAGUCGCCUGCACCUCCCGUCCCUAAAGGAUCCAACAAGCCCUGGACUCCUGCAGCUGGAGGUCCCUGUGGCUCCCCCAGGCAGAGACAGGCCCCUGGGGCCUCCGGUUAGGCGUUUAGCUAUGCAACAGGCCCAGAGUCUCGGCCAGCUCAGACACACGGCCCACGGUGUGGGUGUACCAGUGUUGCCUUACCCUGACCCGGCAGCCCGUACAGGGAGCCCAAGCACAGCCCCCAGUAGUAGCCCUCAGUCCUGGCUCAGCCCGAGGGCGGGGCGCCGGGCAGACCCCAGCCUACCCCCGCUAGUACUCCAGCCCUCCCGUCUCUCUCCACUCUCCCAGAGUCCCCUUAGCACCCAGCCGGGUUCCCCAGAUAUUUUAGUGCGGCCCCCUCCACGGCCCAGCAUCCUCCGCACCUCUCGGUCUCUGGAGAUGCCUGAGAUCACCCUGCAGCCCUCGGCCACUGUCAGUUUCUCCCGAAGGUCCUCCCUGACCGCCUCUCCCACUCAGAGCCAGGGCGCCAAGCAACCCAGCCCCAGUUACCACGCCCACAUGUCCUAUGCCUCCACUGCAGCCAGUUACCCCUCUCAGUCCCCCUCUCCCCCUCCGGAGGGCAGGGAUGUUUUCGGGCAGAGGCCAUCCCAGAGAAGGACAGAGGAGGAGAUGCUACCCUCAGAGCCCUCCCAGCUCCAGAUAUCAGCCUCAGGGGAACCUCUAGGUGCGUCUAGUGAUACUGCCGGGUCUGAGAGCUUACCAGCACUGCUACACCACUGUAUAACUAAAGCCAAGGGAGUGGCUGCCAACAACAAUAACAAUACAACCUCCAGAAGGAGAACAGACGUGUCUCCCUCUCAGACUCAGCAGCAAUCUCAGACACCCCAAGAGGGCGAGGAUCUCACCUUCCACAGAAAGAGGAAAAGGCAAAACAAGAAGAACCCCUAUCUCUAUUUGACCUCCUUCCUGCACCGCAGGCAGUCUGAGGAGGACCAGACAGGCAUCCUGGCCAGUGCAGACUCUGAGGGCCCAAAUUAUGGGACUUUACGCUGACCCGUGUGCCCACCAAGCCAUUGGACUCGACUAAACUGACCUCCCCCUGAAAAAGCCCCGCUGCAGCCCUCCCUGCUCCACCUCAGUAUCAAACACAUUUCUUAUAAUCUCUAAAAGUUCAUGUGGGGAGCGGGAAACAUCGAGCUGAAUACUCCGGGGGUUGGAAAUCCCAUCUGAAGACAAGAACAAUGGCUUUUCUCAGUUGUCACCACCACUCGUCUCUGAGGAAUUUCACUUGAAAAUGCUCUUUAAAUAUAUAAUGUAUAUAAAUAGUAAAACAAGGGAAUUAAGCUUCCUCUUACAGUAAUAAAAAUGUGUUGGUUGAGUAUGUCACAACACGUGAAGGAUUUUUCACUCACUGGUCAUUGAGGGGUCCAUAUCUUUAGGUUUUUCAGCGAUACAGCGUACUGUUAAGCCUGGUGCGUCCUCGGACAGGGACAUGAGUCUACCUUUCCUACAAUACAAAUAGUGUCAGUAUUUAAACACAGGGUUCUUACCACAAAAUAUACCUCAGAGUAAACGCAGAGUUGCUGUAAUUCUUGUGGUAUACUGUACGUACUUUACCUUUUUACAUAUGAAACGUAUGGAUAAAAAGGUUUAUAUCACACACCACUCUCAUUCAAAUGGAUAAUAUGGCCUAACUUUAUCUGAUUUAGAAGCUUUUUAUUAUCGGUAAUAGCUGGCAUAUUGUGUUUCUUUUGAUUUGUGAUCCGAUGCCAACCAAUAGAGGACAGUGUCUUAAUUUUAGUGCUGGAUGGCUCAGUGUGUUUACACUCAUCGCUGCAGCGCUGCUUUAAGACAGUCAUCAUAGCCUUCAUUAGAUCUCAAACGAAUCUGGGACUUUCUGCUCAACAGAGGUUGGACUUAAAGGGUCAGAGGAGUGGGGUGACAAAAUUGUGAAGUGUACUGUAGUAUGUAACUCAUUGUUAAGGAAUCAUUUGUGAAAUGUGGCACGUCUUGAGGUGCCUUUUUUUUUUGCCUUUUUCUCUGUUGUUUUUCUAACAUAAACUGCCUUUUUCCUUCGCCUUCUCAUAUUCGUCUCUCUGGAGGAGUGAGGGACUCCGAUAUUAUAUGUGUGGUUUUACUUUCUCUGCCAAGGACACGAGAGAAAAUGCUAGAGAGGAAUGCGUAACUGUUGUUUUGUUUUCUUUUAACAUGGGUACCUGCUUCAACUGUGUAUAUCCAAGUAAUGGAACAGGACCAAAAAAAAAAAAUGCAGAUGUUUAGAUUUGGGGGGAGGGGAGAAAAAAACAAGACAAAUAAUACAUUUUUGCUGUAGUGGAAAAGUACUGAAGCGCUGUAUGUGCAAAAAAGAUUUCAUGCAAAGCGGUACAGUGAGGAUGUUAAUGUUUAACUGCAGCUGUUAGAGGAGAAUGUGAUUGCUUCAUAAAGCUGUUAACAAGCAAUGGGAAAUAUUCAAACAAGCCACCCUGACUGUUUAUCUUUAACAACUGUAUAUUACUUGCUAGCUACUUCUCUGUAUGUUUGUUAAUUUUUCAACACUAACCGAUAAUGAAUGUAUGUUUUGCUGUACAGGAAAUGAAUGUCCCAAUGUCACAGUACAUUGAAUGACCCAAUAUGUUGCUUACAAUGCAGCUGCGAUCUGAUCCAGUCGGCACAUCAAGUCCAAAUUCCUGUAUUACCGUCCCACACAGGUUCUGAGCCAAGUUCCCGUUUGCUCUUACGGCUACAAAAGAAGAAAAAAAUACAAGUUUUCAUUGUGUUGCUAAAGCUAGUUCAAUCACUCAGAGACAUAUCAAACCGAUUUUCCACCUGCUACCAACAAAUCAAAAGUUUUCCGCGAAAUAUCCACAUGAAUGAAUCGACUCAAUGUCUGCUAAAUGAAAUCUUUUGACAAGUGAGAAAGUAGUGAUUGCCUGAAAGUGAGCAUCAAAGUGAAUAUUCUACUUUAACAAAUUGGUUUCGUGUAAGAUACGAGGAAAAAAAAUCUAUAUUUGUUAUGUACUGUACAUGGUGUGUAUUGUAUUUGUAAAGAUAAAUCAAACCAUGUUUUACAGGAAGACGUUCUUGUAUGAGGAUGUAUGAAAAGACGGGAGGGAUCCCACGGAAAAAGAAAUUAGAUUAUAUAUAAAAGUAUUUGCUUACAGUACGGCUUUAAGUGGAUAAUGUUUUUAAAACAUUUUAAGGUGCCUAAUUUGUCAUACUUUAGCAGACAUUAUUUUAUCUGAGAAGAAAAGAAACCUUAGUGUUAGUACCGUACAGUGUAUUAUUGCCAUAGCCUGCUGGCUGCACAAGUUGAGUAGUAUUUUCUCUGAUGUAUAGUACGUGAAUGCCCAUUGGAAAAAGCUUUAGAAGCAGAAGUGUGUUGCCCUCUAUAAUAUUUCUGGAACAAAGUAAUACUGUAUUUUGCCCGUUCAUGAGCACACAUGUAGAUUCACUCCAGAUCUCUCCGCCUUCACGUGUCCAAAGCAAAUAAACUGACGGAAACUUUUUUCUAAGAGUCAAGGACAUGCUAUAGUCAUGUACAAUACGUGCUGUCGAGGAAAUUGUGUUUACAUUAGUUUGAUGACAAAAAGUGUGUUAGGGCAUAGUUGCUUUGAACAUUACGACUUGGUGCUAUGUUUAACUUUGUGGUGCUGUAGAUUAGAGGUCUCAAGAUUUCUUUUUUUUUUCUGUUUCCACAAGCAUCUCUUUCGGCCCUGUGUGUGUGCGUGUGUGAGCAACUAAACUAGCUCCGGUAGACACUGUAGGUCCUUAUCAUAACAGUAUCAUGGUGUGACGACAGUGAUAGACAAUACUGGAAAGUAGUAGUAUAACCUCAAAUAAUAGAGGCUUGUGACAUUCAAAAAUGAACUCAAGAUGACCUGUUUUCUAUCGUGUGUUUGCAAUGUCUGUCUGUGCUUCCAAGGUACCCUCUCUAAAGUAUAUUUGUGAUGAUAUUCAGAAUAUUAGCCCAGCCUAAAAAGGAGAAAACAUAACCUGAUUUAGAUUAGUACCCACUGCAGGACACAUGGGAGGGAAUCAGAGAGGUCACGAGGGGAUCUUUUCUACACACUUCCUUGUAGGUCUUUGGUUAACAGCACUGUUUUUCAAGCACACUACUGCAGGGGCGUAAGCGUCUCAUGUCAUCCCACCACCUUUUUGAAGGUAGAGAUUCCUACUAAUACUGUACAGUAUAGCCAUGAGUAGUCAUCAGUCCACAUUUGUAUUUAUUCUCCUGGUGGAAAGGUAUUGGGAAAAGCUCGUGCAUCCUCCCCAUGGGUUUUUUAACGAAUGGAUGUUGUCUUCCGGGCUUUUUUUGUUUCGUUUUUCUUUGCAUAAUCAACAGAAACAUGUACAGUGUUUAAGAGGGCUGCUUUGGACGUACUGUUAGCUCAGUUUUGAUUCUUCUUUUUUUUUGGUUCCAACUUUUUCUGCUUACAGCUUUUAGUGCAUCACUAGGUGCUGGUAGGAUGAUACUUAGAACAGAUUUGAUUUUUUAUUGUAUUAUUCUUGCAUGUAGAGACAAUACAAAAACGCCUAUUUAGCAAUCAUUCAUGGACAUCGAGCUGGUUGUAAUUGGACGGAAAAUAGAAAUAUGUAGUAUUUUCUAUAUUCUCUGUUUUUUCAUGUGUACCAGCACUGAGAAACUAGAAUGUAUUAUUAUCGUAGGCUACAAUAAGCACUACAUCAUUGACUGUUUUAGCUAAUGCUCAUACUCAAGCAAACCAAGUAGUGCUUAAAGGAAGAAAAUUUACUACAUUUCAUUUCACCUUCAUCCACUUAACUCUGCUGUACAUCACAUGUUUACAUUCUGUAUUAUAUGUUUCUGUUUCUUUAUUUUUGUGCAUAAUCUGUCUUCAUAAUGUUCAUAUGUAAAUAUUUCAAAGCAAAAACAUGUUUGUUUUUUUUACUUUUCUCUAAAUGAUAACCUGAUUUUUCUGUUAUUUUUUGUUGUUUUUUUAGACUUGUCAUUCUGUUCUGUCACUUCAUCAGGUAUUUACGCUUCACUUAACUUUUUGUGAGCAAUUAACUCAUACUGUAUGGUGCUGUACCAAAGCCUUAUGUAAAAUAUUUGUAUUACUUUUCUCUCGUUUGCCACUGCUGUCCAGUGAAUUCUGUAUCGUCUGAGAUCAUGUCUUACUCACUCUUCAUGCUCAACUGCCAUGGAUCUCGUUUCUUUAUUGAGUAAACAGAAACCUGAAUGAACUAUGAUGUUAAAAAUAAGAAUUUAAAAAAACCCACUCUGGCCUGUUACCAACUGGCCUGUGGAUGUACAGUGACAGGCGCCAUCACAAGCCUUUAUUGGGAAAACGCACAGGCUCACUCCCAGUGGCUCAUCAUGACGUAGACAUGGGCCUAGCACAUGAUCUAUGCUCUAUCUAUGGCAUGUCUGUGAGAAUAUGAAAGAAGUGUUGUAAUCAUGUCACCAUAUCAUUUCAAAUGCUUAGUCCCAUACGAAAUUUUCCUCUCAAAUUUUUGUAUUUUGAUAUAAUAAAAAAAUCAAAAGAG
Molecule: messenger RNA, 9108 nt
Organism: Amphiprion ocellaris (clown anemonefish)
Lineage: Eukaryota; Metazoa; Chordata; Actinopteri; Pomacentridae
Gene: igsf9ba
Product: immunoglobulin superfamily, member 9Ba
Exons: 21
Coding region: 262-4656 (1464 amino acids)
Biological process (GO): cell-cell adhesion
Molecular function (GO): protein binding
Source: RefSeq, a predicted model, not a curated record